UUGUUUCCGUUUAGUUGCUUAUCGCUAUAUUUUUCGGUUUGGUUGUUGAAAUUUUAUGUUAUUUUAUAAUAAAGAUUACAAUUAAGAUAAUAUUUAAUAAACCAUUAAAAAAUAGUUGCUUACAAUGCUGCGAAAGUUCGGUCUGCUCCAGCAUCACAAGCUCGGUUCAGUUGCAUACCGGCGCCGGCUGCUGAGCACCUUCACCGAACGCGAUGGCAUCGGUCACAUCCAGCUGGACAACGAGAAAACCCGUAAUUCGUUGUCGCUUGAUAUGAUGGACAGCAUCCAGCAGCAUAUCGUUGCCCAUCAGGACGAUCCCACCGUGCGGUGUUUCGUGCUGUCCGCCAAAGGUCAUGUCUUUUCGGCCGGGCACAAUCUGAAAGAGCUGACGCCCGAACGGGGACCGGAUUUCCACAGGCAAGUGUUCGCCAAAUGCUCCGAAUUGAUCGGGGUCAUCCUCAGGGCUCCCGUUCCGGUGAUUGCCAGGGUGGAUGGUUUGGCUGCGGCCGCCGGAUGCCAGCUGGUGGCUUCCUGCGAUAUGGUCGUUUGCAGCGAUAGCAGUACUUUUUCCACUCCCGGCGCCAGUUUUGGGAUUUUCUGCUCGACGCCGGGAAUCGCCGUAGCCAGGGCCGUUCCUCGCAUGAAAGCUUCCUACAUGCUCUUCACGGGGCUUCCCAUCAGCGCUCAGGAAGCGCUGGAAUCCGGGCUGGUCAGCAAGGUGGUCCCAUCGGAUCGGUUAGACCAGGAAGUGGAAACCAUUUGCGAUGCGAUUAAGGGGAAAAGUCGGGCCGUGAUUGCGCUGGGAAAGAAGUUUUUCUACGAGCAGAUCGCAAUGGAUGUGAACAGUGCCUACCGGAAGGGAGAGCAAGUCAUGGCCGACAAUCUGGGGACGGUUGACGGCCAGGAAGGGAUUCUGAGCUUUGUGGAAAAACGCAAGCCGGUUUGGAGACAUCACUGAGUAUCGAUCGGUAAGUAGAACUGUUUUGAUCAAUUGCAUUUAUUUUUGAUGUUUAUAUUUGCCAUUUAAUCGAGUUUAUUUACAUAUAAAAAUGUAUCUAUUAUAAAUA
This is a messenger RNA of Aedes albopictus (Asian tiger mosquito), 1067 nucleotides long. RefSeq names its product enoyl-CoA hydratase domain-containing protein 3, mitochondrial. The transcript has 2 exons. Bases 125 to 958 code for a protein of 277 amino acids. The record is from RefSeq and is a predicted model, not a curated record. Gene Ontology annotation, cellular component: mitochondrion. NCBI's taxonomy places the organism in Eukaryota, Metazoa, Arthropoda, Insecta, Diptera, Culicidae. Gene Ontology annotation, molecular function: hydro-lyase activity.